AUGGCCGGACCUAUGUCUCCUGGCAGCGACGGCCCCAGCUUCGCGCCUCCUCCGCUGCCCGCUGGCUGGAUUGCCCAGUGGGACGCCGCUAGCCGCAAGUACUACUACGUGCAGCUCGCGACGGGCGUGUCGCAGUGGGAUGUCCCGACCGACGCAGCCCUUGCCGGAGGUACACCGACGCCUAGCCACGCCGGAACAGAACAUCCUUUCGGAGCCCCUCCGGCCGGGGGGUCUAUCGGUGCGAACGGUGCAAGCUCCAUGUUUACGCACCCAGACGGCUCGCAGACCAUUCGCCAUCCAGAUGGACGGCUCGAGCCCGUGAUGCCGUCCGAGAUUGGGACACGCGGAGUGUCGGAUGGACCCUCUGGGGACCGAAGCCUGAGUUCCUUUGCCGCAAGCCUGCUACAAGGCCAGCACAGCAACAGCAGCCAGGGCGGAUCCAACCCUCUCGGACAGCUGCUUAGCGGGCUAUCGCACUCUAGCAGCGGGAGUAGCGGGAAGCAGAACGGCAGCAGCAGCGGUGGUAUCGGUGGCAAGCUGGUCGGACAGCUGGCAUCCAAUCUCUUCUCAUCGGGCAGCAAGCCGAGCCAGGCACAGCCACAGACAUACCACCAGGGCACGACGGGGCAGACACCGCACGCGAGCGGCGGGCUGGCAGGGACCGUCAUGGGCGGUAUGGCCGGAAUGUUUGGUGGAGGACAUCAGAACCAGGGCCAGAACUACGGAUACUCGGGGUCCGGUCAGAGCGGCACCUACUCGGGCGCUGCGCCGCCCACAUCAUACCAGCCGAUGUCGCAGCCGUCAUACAGCUCGCAAGGGGCGCAGUCUGCCGCCGCCCCUGUGACAUCGGCACCACCUGCCUCGUCCUACCAACAACACACGGCUGCGCCAUCCUACGCCCCGCCGCCGGCAGCAGGCCAGCCGUCACACUACGGUUCUCCUACACAAGGCCCGACCGGCGCGUAUGGUGCUGCUGCGACGACAUACUACCCGCCACCACCGGGUCAACCGCCGCACCAGCAGAACCAGCAACACCAGUCGCCGUCACCGCAGUACGGCCAAGCGCCACAGUACGGCCAAGCGCAACAGUACGGCGGUGGUGGUCAGGCGCCAUCGUAUGGUGCGCUGCCACAGGCUUCGUACAGCCAAGGCGGGUAUGGUGGCCAGCAACGGUACUAG
Grosmannia clavigera kw1407 is the source of this 1179-nucleotide messenger RNA. RefSeq lists its product as uncharacterized. The record is from RefSeq and is a predicted model, not a curated record. Gene Ontology annotation, molecular function: protein binding. The transcript is spliced from 4 exons. The coding region runs from base 1 to 1179 and encodes 392 amino acids. Lineage: Eukaryota; Fungi; Ascomycota; Sordariomycetes; Ophiostomatales; Ophiostomataceae.